AUGACGGUGGUUCCCGACGCCGAGCCUGAGGAAAAGGCCAGCAUGGUUAUUCCUGAAGAAAGAGAAGGCAGAGAUGAAACAAACCUGGACCUGGCAAGGGGCUCCGUGUCAAGCCAAGCUCCCACCGACACACGCAAGGCAGGCGGCCAGGAGCAGCAGGGCGCCCCGCAGCGCGUGGUGGUGGACAUGCGGGAGUUUCGCAGCGAGCUCCCCUCGCUGAUCCACCGCCGGGGCAUAGACAUCGAGCCUGUGACCCUGGAGGUGGGUGACUACAUCCUGACCCCCGAGAUGUGCGUGGAGCGCAAGAGCAUCAGCGACCUGAUCGGCUCCCUGAACAACGGCCGCCUGUACAGCCAGUGCGUGGCCAUGGCCCGCUACUACCCGCGGCCGCUGCUGCUCAUCGAGUUCGACCCCCGCAAGCCCUUCUCGCUCACCGCGCGCGGGGCCUGGUACCCGGAGACCUCGGGCACCGACGUGAGCGCCCGGCUCGCCCUGCUGACCCUGCACUUCCCGCGGCUGCGGCUCCUCUGGUGCCCGUCCCCGCACGCCACGGCCGAGCUGUUCGAGGAGCUCAAGCUGCAAAAGCCGCAGCCCGACGCCGCGGCCGCCGCGGCGGUCACGGCCGACUCGGACACGCUGCCCGAGUCCGACAGGUACCGCCCCGGGCCCCAGGACUUCCUGCUGAAGAUGCCGGGAGUGAACGCCAAGAACUGCCACGCGCUGAUGAACCAGGUCGGGAGCCUCGCGGAGCUGGCACGCCUGUCGCAGGCCGAGCUGGCGGCCGUUCUGGGCAACUCCGCCAACGCCAAGCAGCUGUACGACUUCAUCCACACGCCCUACGCCGAGGUGGUGACCCGGGGGAAGGGGAGGAAGUGAGGCGCGCCCGCUUCCCGCCCGCGGGUGCUUUCGGGGGGGGUCCCGGCCCAGGUUCCGCCUUGAACGUUGCCAGGGGGGCCAGACCUGCGCCCUCCGCCCUGCGCCUGCCCGCCAGGGCUAGGGCUGUUUGCUUUUUGAGCUGUGUCCGCAGCAGGUAACGUCGCCACGCGUGUUUAGGCAGGUCCUGGAACAGGCAGCAGGAGCCUGUGUGCCCCACCCAAACCGACCAGACACUCCGCUGUGUUCCCCCUCUCCGCAGAGGGCCCCCGGAGCGCCGAGGGGGACGCGCUCUGCCCUCCCCACCCUCCCUCCACUGUGUUUCCCUCAACUCUCAACUUCUUCCACCUGCCUUUCCCCCCGAGGAGAAGUGUGGGCAUCAGCUUCCCACCCUGGCUGAAGAUGGUCCUCUGGCCUGGCCCCUUCACUCUCUGGCCAUCUUAUCUGCGCAGUAUGUCCCCUUGGUUGUUCUGAACCAGUAUUUUAAAACACGCAAUGAAUUACUUGUUUGCCAGGAUGUGUGGGUUACGUGACGAUGCCCUUAGAAUUCUGUUUCUGCAGAUAGCCAGGCUCCCAAGUCCCAGAACCCUGAGGCCCAAGUGGCUAGUUACAGCCUCAGAGGCAUCCUCGCUCCGGGCCUCCCAGCCUCUCUCCUAGGUGUGAGGCACCAA
Condylura cristata (star-nosed mole) is the source of this 1544-nucleotide messenger RNA. RefSeq names its product DNA repair endonuclease XPF-like. Gene Ontology annotation, biological process: resolution of meiotic recombination intermediates; double-strand break repair via homologous recombination; nucleotide-excision repair involved in interstrand cross-link repair. Bases 1 to 876 code for a protein of 291 amino acids. The record is from RefSeq and is a predicted model, not a curated record. The transcript is spliced from 3 exons. Gene Ontology annotation, molecular function: single-stranded DNA binding; single-stranded DNA endonuclease activity; damaged DNA binding. NCBI's taxonomy places the organism in Eukaryota, Metazoa, Chordata, Mammalia, Eulipotyphla, Talpidae. Gene Ontology annotation, cellular component: nucleotide-excision repair factor 1 complex.